AACGAGGGCUUAAAAAUUCUUCGUUUAUUGAUAUUCUUUCUGACAAGAUGUUCUCACGGCAGUGAAGUCUGCCAUCUUUGGAUUCAUGCAGUCGGUGUCAAAAUAAUUGCCCUUUAUUGCCUUGCUGAGCUGCUGUAGUGCAUUUCCUGCUAGAAAAUCUCUCUGUAUUUGUGUUGCUGGGGCUCUGCUGAUAUGCAUAACACCAGUCCUGAAGGGCAGUACCGUGCCAACGGUGCCCACAACCCAGAAUGUGUGGCCAUCUUGGAUGCAGGGGCCCAGUAUGGCAAAGUGAUAGAUCGCAAAGUACGGGAGUUAUGUGUGGAAAGUGAAAUCCUGCCUCUUGAUACACCUGCUUUCACUUUGAAAGAAAAGGGUUACAAAGGAGUUAUAAUCUCCGGAGGACCUAACUCUGUUUAUGCUGAAGAUGCUCCUAGAUAUGAUGCAGAUAUAUUCCGGAUAGGUAUUCCUGUAUUAGGUAUUUGCUAUGGCAUGCAGAUGAUGAAUAAAGAAUUUGGUGGGCAAGUUAUAAGGAAAGAUGGACGUGAAGAUGGUCAGUUCAACAUUGAAGUUGAUAGCAGAUGUCUCUUGUUCAAGGGCUUGGAGAAAGUGCAGAAAGUACUACUUACCCAUGGAGAUAGUAUUGAAAAAGUAGCGGAUAACUUCCGGACAGUAGCUGCUUCUAGCGCAUUUCCAGCAGCAAUUGCUAAUGAUAAGAUGCGUCUGUAUGGUGUUCAAUUUCAUCCUGAAGUGGAUCUUACUGUCAAUGGGAAAGCUAUUCUUCGGAAUUUCCUCUUUGACAUCGCAGGCUGCACUGGGAAUUACACUUUACAAGGCAGAGAGCUGGAGUGCAUAAAGUACAUCAAAGAAACUGUGGGAAACAGUAAGGUUUUGCUUCUAGUAAGUGGUGGUGUAGACUCAACUGUGUGUGCUGCCCUUCUUCACAAAGCACUUCACCAAGAACAGGUGAUCGCUGUGCACAUUGACAAUGGCUUCAUGCGGAAAGGCGAGAGCCAGCGGGUGUGGGAGUCUCUGGAAAAGCUUGGGCUGCAAUUAAAGGUUGUGAAUGCGAGCCACGCUUUUCUACAUGGCACUACUACGUUCCCAAUGGAUAAACGUGAACAGUCCAAUAGGACGCGUAUUACCAAAAUGUUAUGUAUGACAGCUAAUCCAGAAGAAAAACGUAAAAUCAUAGGUGAUGUUUUUGUGAAGGUGGCAAAUGACGUGAUCUCCGAGCUGAAUCUGAAGCCAGAGGAGGUGUUCCUUGGGCAAGGCACACUGCGCCCAGAUCUCAUUGAAUCAGCUUCUCGCCUUGUUAGCACCAAAGCAGAUGUGAUUAAGACCCACCACAAUGACAGUGAAUUAGUGCGACAACUUCGUGAUGAGGGACGUGUUGUGGAACCUCUGAAAGACUUCCACAAAGAUGAGGUACGGCAGCUUGGCAGAGAAUUAGGAUUACCUCCUGAUCUUGUGAUGAGACAUCCUUUUCCUGGACCUGGACUAGCUAUUAGAAUCCUGUGUGCUGAGGAGCCAUUUAUGGAACGUGAUUUCUCAGAAACACAAGUUCUGGUGAAAAUUAUGGCAGAAUACGAGCAAAUGCUUCAGAAGAAACAUGCUCUUUUGAAUAGAGUAGAAAGUGUGACAAGUGAUGAAGAAAGGCUAGAACUACGUAAAGUUUCCAGUAAGCAACACCUUGCAGCAACUUUGUUGCCUAUCCGCAGUGUAGGUGUACAGGGUGACUGUCGCACGUAUAGCUAUGUGGUGGGCCUAUCAAGUGAAAAGGACCCUGACUGGGGAGACUUGAUGUUUCUGGCUCGUCUCAUCCCACGUGUAUGUCACAAUGUGAACAGGGUGUGUUUUAUUGCUGGAGGAUUAGUGCGAGAACCUGUCCUAGACAUCACACCGACAUUUUUGACAUCAAAUGUGCUCAGUACACUUCGCCAAGUUGACCAUGUGGCUACCCAGAGAGUUCUUUUGGAUUUACUUUUAAAACAGGUGCUGACAGCUUCGGGGUAUUCCAGUGCCAUAAGUCAGAUGCCUGUUGUGCUGAUACCUAUUCACUUUGACCGUGACCAAGUCUCUAGGAUCCCUUCUUGUCAGCGGUCUGUAGUUCUCAGGCCUUUCAUCACUCAUGACUUCAUGACUGGCGUGCCUGCAGUUCCUGGCAGAGACAUCCCUGUUGAUGGUAUAGAAGGUUUUGAUUCACUACUGAAACUGCCUUCCGAGAGCAAAAUGGAUGAUGAACAUCUUUAG
Molecule: messenger RNA, 2250 nt
Organism: Gryllus bimaculatus (two-spotted cricket)
Lineage: Eukaryota; Metazoa; Arthropoda; Insecta; Orthoptera; Gryllidae
Source: the annotation of a GenBank genome assembly